ACAGCUGGCGCCAGUAUAACAGAGAACUCGAAGUCAAAACCAGAGGAGGGAAUGUCAUUUGAACAAACAACAGCAAACAAAAUGGAACAAAAGAUUUCUCAAGAUUUCGACGGGCAUUCGAAGUCUCAUCAUCAAACAUUUGGACAAGAAGGAGGUGGAUCUGCGUUUCCACACCACCGACUGGUUAUAGUCAGCCUGGGCCUGCUCAAUGCUGCUCUAAUAAUAACUGCUGUUGUCAUUGGGAUUUACUGUGCCAAAGGUGAUUUCCUUCAGGUUCCUAAUUCAGCCGCUACACCCCUCAUCCUUGAGAUGAACUAUCUCCGUAACCACAGUGACAUCAUCAGAGCCAAACUGGAGGCCAAAGCACAAUUAGCGAAAGAGCGCGUCAAUCAUGUCCAACUAAAGCUGCAAGUGAAGCAAACUCUGACCAGUAUUGACAGCCUUCAGAGAGAGAUCGAGACCCUCACUACAGAGAAGACAAAUCUGCUGACUGACAAAACUACUUUAGAGGAAUCCUGUGGCAGAUGCCUACGAGGAUGGAGUUUUCUGAAAUCAUCCUGUUAUUAUUUUUCUGACCCUGUGUCUGACUCCAAAAAGAACUGGCCGGAUAGCAGAGCUCACUGCAUUAGUAAAGGGGCCGACCUAAUUGUGAUCAAUAACCUGGAGGAGCAGCAAAUUAUUUCCUACAACUUUCCAAAGCUGAGAGGCAGUGGUAUGUGGUGGCAGAAUGGAUUCUGGAUCGGCCUCACUGACGUAGUGACAGCGGGAACGUGGGUCUGGAUUAACAAUGUGACCGAAGUGGAAACAGGGUACUGGAGAAGUGGACAGCCUGCUCAUGAUGGAGAUCAGAGUGGCAACUGUGCUGCUUUUUAUUACUUUGCAAACAGCAAGGGGACAUGGUAUAAUGGAAACUGCUCUGACCAUCAAUAUAACUGGAUAUGUGAAAUGAUGCCAAGCUCAACAUAAAACCUCUCAAGUGACAAUCCCAAUAACUGCACAAAUACUUGUAUCCAUGCAAAAUCUUAAAAGAAUAAACAAAAACCAGUUUGACACAUUUGAAUGCAUGUUGUAUGUAGGACUGCACCUCACAAUUAUUUUUUAAUAGCUGUCUACAGAACAUCAGAAAAUAGUAAAAAUGAAAAAAAAAAAUGUCCAUCCCAGUUCUUCGAAGUCCAGUGAUGUCUUUAAAUGUGCUGUUCUUUCAGUCCAAACCCAAAGAUAUUCAUAUUAACAUGAUAGAAAACUGUGAAUAACAGGAGAUCUCCAUAUUUGAGAGGCUGGAACAGUAAUUUAUGCCAUUUUUGCAUAAAAAUACUCAGUAAUGCUUUAUAUUAAGGUCCUUGUAAUAAACAUUAAUUAACAAGUAAUAAGGCAUUGUUCUCGCUUUAGAUCCCUUUAGCUGCAAAAAGCAUAGUUAACUGUUAACAAGUGCAUAGUUAACUUAUAAUAGAUGAGCAAUAAAGUAUAUUUUAAUAUCAAUAACCAAAUUACCAAAUAUUCUUUAAUGAUGAAGUAAUAAUUGUAAUGGCUGGCCAUUUUAUCGUGGCAGCUCUAGCUCUUUUAAUCUGUGUAAUUCCGAAUGUUAACAUCCAAUCACAACACGUGAUCAUUUUUAGGGACUACACUUCUACAGACAUCUGUGUGCAUUACAAUUAAACAGUAGCUGGACUGUAGCAGACGAGGCAUUUUCCCCAUGUUAUGUUUUAGCAAAAAAAACAGCUAUUUGAAGUGCUCUACAUCUAGUCUACAACACUAGUUACACACAUUGCUCAUGGUUCCAUUUCAUAUGAAGUUGUUGAUAGUCAUUUUGUUACUAUAACCAUAACUACAUGAUCUGAUAAAGCACCAUAUGUCCAGUUGUAUAUGGAAGAAAAUUUCUGCCGUGUAAUAACUUUAUGACAUAAAACUAAAUUAAAUAAACACCUAA
Messenger RNA from Centropristis striata (black sea bass), 1927 nucleotides. RefSeq names its product C-type lectin domain family 4 member M-like. The coding region runs from base 52 to 966 and encodes 304 amino acids. The transcript has 6 exons. Gene Ontology annotation, cellular component: external side of plasma membrane. Gene Ontology annotation, biological process: biological process involved in interspecies interaction between organisms. Gene Ontology annotation, molecular function: D-mannose binding; fucose binding. The record is from RefSeq and is a predicted model, not a curated record. Lineage: Eukaryota; Metazoa; Chordata; Actinopteri; Perciformes; Serranidae.